Molecule: messenger RNA, 1007 nt
Organism: Chiloscyllium plagiosum (whitespotted bambooshark)
Lineage: Eukaryota; Metazoa; Chordata; Chondrichthyes; Orectolobiformes; Hemiscylliidae
Source: RefSeq, a predicted model, not a curated record
ACAAGAUAUCCAUUGAAGUUGUAUGUUAUUAAUACCUCUACAGCUUUGAAUUCAUUUUGUUACUAAUUCUUCAGUAAUUAUUUAUGUGCCUCUAACCUCAACUAAUAUGAUUGGCAUAAGUGGAAACAACUGAGACAGAAAGUUACCUAUCCCACUUCAGAAUUGUUAACAUAUCGCUGAGAAGCAAUGAAUGCCAUUGAUCUACUCUGGACAUCGACACUAUUGCUGAUCACAGCUGCCAGCAAGAUCAUAGUGCAUCAAGAACCUCUCUACACUGAAGCUACCGAGGGAGAAACAGCUCACUUUCUCUGCACCUACAAUGCAUCUCACGAUCAAAUGAUUGGAGCUUUCUCCUGGCACAAAGACAUUAAAAAUGGAAGAGAAGAUACCAAAGUAACCAAUAAAUCCGCAAGAUUCUUGGGUAGGAUUUUAGAGGUGGACCGACCCUCUUUCAAAACCAAUCGAAAUGCUUCCAUCGCAAUUACGAAUCUGAAACAGGAUGAUUCGGGCACAUAUUACUGUCAGGUAAUAUUGUUCUUUGAGGAAGAGUUUGGACCAGGAACAGUGUUAACAGUUAAACGCAGCCAGCCACUUGUGAGCAGCGGAAGGUCUCUACUUUGGCAGAUGAUUCUGGUUGGAUUGAAACUUUCUGUGUUUUCUGUCAUCAUCAUUCUCACAAUUUCUUUCGUGUAUUUCUGUGAGUCUUGAAGAUUUCCAAUUGAAUUUGCUGCAGAGUGAGAAAAGUUGAUCAACUACCCAAGAGCCCAGGAAUAAUGGAUAAUCUAUAUCGAUUGGGAUACCAGAUAAUUUUAUUGGCAUUUGGAAUAUAAAAUCAAAAUAUGAAUGAAAUAAUUCUAGUUGGUAAAUGGAAACAAAAAUGUGCAGUGUGUACUAACACAGCUUGUAUGUCCUUCGUUUUCUCAAUGCAAAUUUAUAUCUAUGGCCAUUAAAAUAUAAGAGUUUGUGUUAUUGAAGUAAUUAAAUACAUUCAUUGAAAGAUGCAAGUC